Molecule: messenger RNA, 375 nt
Organism: Homo sapiens (human)
Lineage: Eukaryota; Metazoa; Chordata; Mammalia; Primates; Hominidae
Gene: BOLA2B
Product: bolA family member 2B
Exons: 3
Coding region: 72-332 (86 amino acids)
Biological process (GO): intracellular iron ion homeostasis; protein maturation
Cellular component (GO): nucleus; cytoplasm
Molecular function (GO): 2 iron, 2 sulfur cluster binding
Source: RefSeq, marked reviewed
AAGGUAGCGUGGCCGGCGCCCGAGCUGGGGUUGUGUCCCUGCUGGGCUGCCGUUCCAGCUGGACUGCCGCCAUGGAACUCAGCGCCGAAUACCUCCGCGAGAAGCUGCAGCGGGACCUGGAGGCGGAGCAUGUGGAGGUGGAGGACACGACCCUCAACCGUUGCUCCUGUAGCUUCCGAGUCCUGGUGGUGUCGGCCAAGUUCGAGGGGAAACCGCUGCUUCAGAGACACAGGCUGGUGAACGCGUGCCUAGCAGAAGAGCUCCCGCACAUCCAUGCCUUUGAACAGAAAACCCUGACCCCAGACCAGUGGGCACGUGAGCGACAGAAAUGAGGGACUGGGAUCUGCACAGCCAUUAAAUUAUAAAUCUGGACCA